UACAUGCAUUCACACACUCUUCAAUUAUGCUUUUUUAUUUUUUAUUUUUUUGAAUUAUGGCUUUUCUUUUAUUAUGGAUGAGAAUGCCAGAUUUAGAUCCAUCAUGCUGUUUUAAUUGUCUUGGAAACUUCAAUCUAUCCGGUUUUUCAUGAAAUGCAUUCCAAAUGAUACUUAUUUAAAUUUGGAGUUGUUUUUUUUUUUUUUAAUAUAAAAUAAUAGUUUGUUUAUGUUAAUGGUUUUCUGAGUAAUGUGUGGUUCUUUAUGAUGUGCAUGUGGGUGUCUUCUAUGUUGAGAUGCUGGCUAGUGGGCUUUGUUGAGUACAAUUAGUAUACUGUAGAACUUGUGAUGAAUCAACUGUGAUCUAUUGAGGUGCAUAGAACGCGGGGGGCUAGCUGUGUGGUAUCUGCAAAUGAUCUUACUUAUUUGAUUUCAAUUGUAGUUAGACACUAGCUUCUCGGACCGGAACACUAAACAUGGAAUCCAACGGUCAUAGAAGAGCAAAGAGAUAUGAUUGUGUCAUUAAAGAAAAUGGUGAUUCCCAUUUAUUGUUGAAUGAUGAUGAACAUGAUCCAUGGACCGCGUGGGCAUACAAGCCUCGCACGAUCACAUUGUUACUUAUUGGUGCAGGCUUUCUUAUUUGGGCAAGUGGAGCGCUUGAUCCAGAACGAGAUGCAUCAGGCGAUGUUGUUACUUCAGUUAAAAGGGGUGUAUGGGCAAUGAUUACUGUUUUUCUCACUUAUUGCUUGCUGCAAGCUCCAUCCACGGUUCUCAUUAGGCCACAUCCUGCAAUUUGGCGCUUGGUACAUGGGAUGGCUGUUGUAUACCUGGUUGCUCUCACAUUUUUGCUUUUUCAGAAGCGCGAUGAUGCACGACAGUUCAUGAAGUAUCUUCAUCCUGAUCUUGGCGUUGAACUUCCAGAACGAUCUUAUGGUGCUGAUUGUCGCAUAUAUCUACCUGAAAACCCUGCUAGCAGGUUUAAGAAUGUUUAUGAGACACUUUUUGAUGAGUUUGUUCUUGCACACAUUAUUGGAUGGUGGGGGAAGGCGAUAUUGAUUCGUAAUCAGCCUCUUCUUUGGGUGCUAUCAAUUGGUUUUGAGUUGAUGGAGCUUACUUUUCGUCACAUGUUACCGAAUUUCAAUGAGUGCUGGUGGGACAGUAUUAUUCUGGACAUCUUGAUCUGCAAUUGGUUUGGAAUUUGGGCCGGAAUGCAUACUGUUCGGUACUUUGAUGGGAAAACAUACAAGUGGGUUGGUCUUAGCCGCCAGCCUAAUAUAAUAGGAAAAGUGAAACGAACAUUAGGCCAAUUCACACCGGCUCAAUGGGACAAAGACGAGUGGCAUCCAUUGCAGGGUCCGUGGCGUUUUAUUCAAGUCCUUAGUCUUUGCAUUGUAUUUUUGACAGUAGAGCUCAACACAUUCUUUUUGAAGUUUUGUCUAUGGAUACCUCCACGAAAUUCAGUUGUUAUAUAUAGGUUAAUUUUGUGGUGGUUACUUGCAAUUCCAACAAUUCGCGAAUACAACACAUACCUUCAAGACAGUCUUUGUGAACAUUUUUUCAGUAAGCCAGUGAAAAAGGUUGGAGCUUAUUGUUGGCUCUCCCUCGCCAUUUGUAUUGUAGAACUUCUCAUUUGCAUCAAAUUUGGACAUGGCUUAUAUCCGAAGUCGAUGCCUUUGUGGCUGGUUAUUUUGUGGUCAUCUGUUGGAGUGGGAAUUGUUACAUUUUUGGUUCUAUGGUCUUGGCAAUUGCAUCGGAGUCUAGAAAGAAAGAGGCGAUAAAUUAAUUUUUACUACUAUUGUAGUGCAAUAUUAUUAUUAUUAUUCUUUGAUUCCUUGUUAAUUUUGAUGGGUAUUCUAUUCAUAGGAGCCAUACAGUGUGUAAAUACUAUCACCAACCUCCUCCUCAUAAUUGUAAAUGUUUGCGCGAUUAUUCAUUCUUUUUCCUAAGGUAGAGAGAAUCACUGGACCAUACUGUAUUUCUGGCAGAGGCUAAAUAGGUUUGUUUUGCCAAUUUCUGAAAUUUGGAAGUUGGAAUGAAUCAAUCAUUCUGAAACGUGUAUUCAGUCAUUUCAAUGAAAAUUCACAUUGUAUGCAUUGAUUUA
Cicer arietinum (chickpea) is the source of this 2098-nucleotide messenger RNA. Its product is annotated as CDP-diacylglycerol--serine O-phosphatidyltransferase 1. NCBI's taxonomy places the organism in Eukaryota, Viridiplantae, Streptophyta, Magnoliopsida, Fabales, Fabaceae. The record is from RefSeq and is a predicted model, not a curated record. Gene Ontology annotation, molecular function: L-serine-phosphatidylethanolamine phosphatidyltransferase activity. Gene Ontology annotation, biological process: phosphatidylserine biosynthetic process.